Messenger RNA from Penicillium cataractarum, 2307 nucleotides. It is a transcript of the gene dbp7, whose product is annotated as putative ATP-dependent RNA helicase. NCBI's taxonomy places the organism in Eukaryota, Fungi, Ascomycota, Eurotiomycetes, Eurotiales, Aspergillaceae. The record is from RefSeq and is a predicted model, not a curated record. The coding region runs from base 1 to 2307 and encodes 768 amino acids. The transcript has a single exon. Gene Ontology annotation, cellular component: nucleus. Gene Ontology annotation, molecular function: ATP binding; nucleic acid binding. Gene Ontology annotation, biological process: ribosome biogenesis.
AUGGCUGAUGAUGGCAUGCUUUUGAAUUUCGCCAUCAACGACUCCGUGAUCAAACCGGAGGCGAAGUUCAAAGGAGGGACAUGGCGGGACCGUCUCUCAGCGAAAAAGCGCUCUCAACACCGUCCCAAGCCUGGUGAUGGUAGCAGCAAGAAUCACGAAUCGAAGAACCCGAACAAGAUUGCGAUUUCUGGCACGAGGCCUGCGAAGCGACAAAGGACCGACUCCGGCGAUUUUGAAGAUGCUGGCGGUCGCGACCGUCGACCCCGAUCCCAGCAGCAACCGUCCCAGCGAGAUCCCCGCCACUUUGUAUCGUCUCUUUUCACCAGCAACCCGGAACCACAAAAUGCCGAAGAGCCUCGAAAUGAAGAGCCCAUCGAGGAAGCGAAACCUACCAAUGCGCCCCUGAUCGAUGGGAUCGAUACGUUUACGAACUUGGGCUUGUCGCCGAGUCUGGCCGCCCAUCUGCUCACCAAGCUCGAACUUAAGGCACCCACAGCGAUCCAGAAAGCCUCGGUCACACAACUACUCAAGGAAGAAAGUGAUGCUUUUAUUCAAGCCGAGACCGGUUCAGGCAAAACCUUGGCCUACCUUCUCCCCCUGGUACAAAGGAUCAUGGCCCUUUCCAAGGCCACCAAGGAGGCUGGCGUCAGUCGUGACAGUGGUUUGUUUGCAAUUGUGCUCGCCCCUACUCGUGAGCUGUGCAAGCAGAUCUCGGUCGUGUUGGAAAACCUUCUCCGCUGUGCCACCUGGCUUGUAGCUGGUACCGUCAUCGGUGGUGAGAAGAAAAAGUCAGAAAAGGCACGCCUGCGUAAAGGUUUGAAUAUCCUCGUGGCCACACCCGGUCGCUUGGUGGAUCACUUGGAUAAUACUCAAGCCCUGGAUGUGAGCAAUGUUCGAUGGCUGGUUUUGGACGAAGGUGAUCGCUUGAUGGAUAUGGGUUUCGAGGAGGAACUACAAGGCAUUGUCCAGAAACUAGACGCGAGACAACGACCGAGCCGUGUGCCCAAUGUGCCGACGAGGAGAACGACAAUUCUGUGCUCUGCGACACUGAAGAUGAAUGUGCAGCGAUUGGGAGAGAUUAGUUUGAAGGAUGCUGUGCAUAUCAAGGCCGACCCCGAGGACGAAGACGAGAAAGCUCGGAAUGCGAACAAGGACGAAGAAGACUCAUUCCGCGUACCCGCUCAGCUGAAGCAGUCAUACGCGAUCGUGGCCGCCAAGUUGCGUCUAGUAUCGUUGACAGCAUAUCUUAAGCGGACCUUCAUUCGCAAGGGCUCUGUGAUGAAAGCUAUUGUUUUUGUCUCUUGUGCAGACGAGGUCGACUUCCUCUUCGAAGUUUUCUCAAGGAAGCACGGUGAAAGAGGACACAAAAAGGAUGAUGAUGGUGACGAUGAGAAUGAGGAUGAAGAGGACGAUGAAGUGAAAAAGGAGAAAGAAAAGGAACGGGCAGAACUAUCACCACACGGUACUAUCGCUCCUGGAUCGGCCUUCUCGAACCCAGCGAACCCAGUCACUCUCCACCGACUCCACGGCUCUCUGCCUCAACAUAUUCGAACAUUCACCCUCAACUCAUUCGCCAACAGCAAAACUGCUUCGGUCAUGGUCUGUACUGAUGUGGCUGCUCGUGGUUUGGACUUGCCCAAUGUCGACUUGGUCAUCGAGUAUGACCCCGCCUUCAGUGCCGACGACCACACACAUCGUAUCGGUCGUACCGCACGUCUAGGACGUGACGGACGAGCUCUGAUUUUCCUCCAGCCCGGCUGCGAAGAGAACUACGUCGAGGUUCUCAAGCGUGGCUAUCGCGACGGUGGCAAGGCUCUCACCCGAACAGAUGCGACUGAGAUCUUGAAGCGCGGCUUCGGUGGAAAUUCCGAAUCCAGCUCGAAGAACUGGGAAGAAAAGGCCACUGAUUGGCAAAUGGAUGUUGAACGUUGGGCUCUGGAGAAUCCAGAAUACCUUGAAAUGGCCCGCCGUGCCUUCCAAUCGCACGUCCGCGCCUAUGCAACUCACAUUGCCGCCGAGCGGAGCAUGUUCAACAUCAAAGAGCUUCAUCUGGGCCAUCUUGCGAAGAGUUUCGCUCUGCGCGACCGGCCUGGAAAGAUCAAUGUUCCCGGUCUUCGUCCUGGAAAGGAAGAGACGAAGAAGGACUUCAAGGCCGGCCGUGGUGCCGCUUUGGGCAAGAGGAAGGCUGGAGAUGAUUCUACAGCGGCCUCUAACAUGGACGAAGCUGCACGUGAGGCUGCUCGCAAGAUGAGGGCCAAGAUGAAGGAGCAUAUGGGUGGUGGUGCCAGUGAAUUUAACCUGGCUUGA